Alternaria rosae is the source of this 2349-nucleotide messenger RNA. RefSeq lists its product as uncharacterized. Lineage: Eukaryota; Fungi; Ascomycota; Dothideomycetes; Pleosporales; Pleosporaceae. Bases 1 to 2349 code for a protein of 782 amino acids. The transcript has a single exon. The record is from RefSeq and is a predicted model, not a curated record.
AUGUGUUUAGAUACGUGCGUUACGAUGGAGAGUCGCUGCCCCAACAACCACUCAUAUCUAGUAGUAGUAUGUCAGGUUUACAACACCACAAGAUGCCAUCGUGGUAUGGGCGAGCCUUUUGCAGUAAAAGAGAACUACUUCGACCUAUCAGAAGAGGAAUGUGCGCAGUGUAAAUCCGAAUUUGACCAGGGAGCUGUGUCGAGGCCGACGAAAAGCCUGGUUAGUCUCAAGAGAGCUGAGACAGUGUUAGCCACAUCGAGAGCGAAUGAGCAUAAGAUCAGGGAUAAGUGGAGCUCGGAAGAUGAAAAGAAAAAUUUCAUCAAAAUACAUACGUUUCAUGGGCUGGCACAAUAUGAAAAAAGGGUAGCUGUCAUAGGAGCUGGUAGGAUGCCACAAAGAACCAUGGAGGAAUACAAAGAAAUUCUAGACAAUACCAUUGACGAAAUGUGGGAUGGGAAUCUCCCUUCAGGUUUCGAGUUUGAAGAGCGGGGAAAUCGCAAGACCUGGGCCAAGGGCAAGGGCAAGGGCAAGAAACCAGCAUCGGAAUCACAACAGACAGAGUUGCCUGGCCUUCGUCGAGAAAGCCAGCCUCCGGCGCUUGCAACUAGCACGGGUCCACCACAUGCUACAAACCAAUCCUCUAUUGGCCACGGGACAGACAGCCAAAGGUACAGUGAUGCCGCAGCUCAAAAUCCAGCCCGACAAAGCAAUUACUCAACAGGCGCGCAGGAAGGCAUGCCUCCAAGUCUUCCUCGAGCCUCUCAAGUAAAUCGUCCUACGAAUCGUCCUAGAAAUCCUCCUGCAAAUUCCACAUUAUCCAAGGAUGACGCGAAGAAGCUUCAACAUGCUAGGCGUCUUGCGAGACGCGAGUGGGAAAAAUCUGCGAGGAAGCUUGCUGUGAGCAUUAAUUGGGGCACACAGGACCAGCGGGAGGAAUUGGUUUAUCGCUUCGUGCAACAGGCUACGAAAUUCUGGGAGGCAGAGAAAAACAAGGGGAAGGCCAGAGUGAUCUUCGACAAGUUUCACCAGGAAACUAUGAUGCGAAAGAUUAUGGGAGAUAUUACAGAAGGAAGACAGACCUCGAAUUUUAUGCCAAGGCCACCUGCCGCAGGUGACAGUUCUUCUUCCGGUGUACAGGGUAACACGGUUCCACCUAGGGGUCUGCAGGCGCUCGCAACUGGUGAAAAUCCAGUUCCAGUCACACGAUUGCCUAAAGUUCCACGAGGGUAUGAUUCUCCGAGGAGAGAGGAGGAUGAUACUGAUUACGAAAAUUUCCCCAUUUCCGAUUCUUCCGAUAUCAAAAAGAAAAGGGAGAAUACGGCCCCUCUAGUAGGACGAGGACAGGGUGCUGCCCACGGACAAACACUCACAGUCCCCAUACCUCAGCCUACAACAGGUGGAAGAGGCACUACUAGUAGGAGGGUAACGCACCAAAGAUUCCGUGAAGAUUCCGGCUCCGAUCACGCCGAACUUUAUGAUGGGCCUAACGAUGACCCUCCGCGUAGGAGACGGCGGCCAGUACCAGCGACUGCUGGAAGCUCACCAGAUCUCAUGGGCCAAUCUCCUUUGAGUCGCAGCGCAGACAAUGGCCUUUGCAGUCGUGCUCCGACCAGAGCCGGUUCCUAUGACUACGUGGAUCCAGGGGCACCCGCAUUUAGCGGUCGAACGGGAUUAACUCCAUUUAGAGAUAAUAGUGAAGACGCUAUAGGGGAAACUGAUUCUGAGUAUGAGAACCUUAGAAGCCGGCAGCCAUCGCUCGCGGCUGGUGGAGGUUCAAAAAAUGUCACAGGCCAACCCCCUCUGAGUCGCGGUCGUGCUACGUCGAACGCCAGUCCAAAAAUGUACGAGGACCCAGGGGCACCUCCCGCCAGUGGUAUAUCGUCGCCGACUUCGAGCGAUAUGCAACGUUCCCCACGCAUUGCAAGCCAAUCUCCAGCUGGACGCAGUGUAAACAGCCAAAGCCGUAGUCGUGCUGGGUCGAACGCAAGCAACUCGGCGUCCCCUAGCGGGCCGAUGUCGAGACAACUGGCAAAGACAAGCAGUAGAGACCUGUCCACUGCAGGUAGUCCAGGCCGGAGUUUCGUGGGCUCCCCGCUCGGCCAAGAAGGUGAUUCACCGCAAGGCGCUCUUCGUCAAAGAUCUUCCAGUAUCCCCAUGCGACCAGGCACCUCUCCAUUACCUUCCACUCCCUCGGGAAAUACGCCUCAUAGUCGUCAGGGAACUCCGAAUUUGCAGCAGACAAGACUAGUGACGGGUCGUGGACGAGGCUAUGGCCAAGGAGCCGCGCAUCCCAAUCUUGAGAGCAGAGGUAGGGGCGGAAAUUCUAGAGGGAGGGGGCGAGGCACCUAA